UACAUUUCAACACUAACAAAAAUGCAUUCUUCGCUACUCCUGUCUUCUAUAGCUGUACAAGCCGGGCAUCACAUGCGAAGUUAGAUCAUCUGAUAAUUCAAAUGGUACGCUCCUUUUUCUUUGCUUCGUCAUAAGUACAUACCAAUUCCCAAAUUCUGUGAAGAAUCGGUACUUACCAAAGUCACUCUUGUACUUAUCUCUACACUUAUUAAGUAAUGUUCUUUAGACAAGAAUAGAGUAGAGCUUUUUCUAAGUUACAAGUGUAAAGGUUUUAUUAGUAAAUUAUUUGUUUUAUUGUGUUAAGUGAUGAUAAUUUUAUUAAAAAGGACAAAUUUGAUUGUAAUAAUGUUGACAAUUCAAUCUAGGAAUAUGUUUGGUAAAAAAAGAGAGAAAUAAUUAAGGGCAAUACUUGACCGAAAUAAUGAAUUUUGAUUAAAAAAAGACAUUGUUUGAUGAGAAUUAAAAUGAAUUAUAAGUAGAAUGAUGAUAAUAGUAAUAAAAAUAAAAAGGAAUUAAGAGUGUAGUUGGCUAGAAGGGAGUGAAAGAGGAGAGGCUAAACCCUCGGUGGCAGAGAGAGAGAGAGAGAGAGAGAGAGAGAGAUGGAUUUGGUGGAAUUGGAGGCGGUGGAAGGGCUAAGAUGGUCGUGGAAUUCGUGGCCAUGCACGAAAUCGGAAGGUAGCGGUCUGAUAAUUCCGCUGAGCAUAAUGUGCAGUCCAUUGAAUUUGAUGCAAGGAAGUGGGACUGACCUACCAAUUCUGCCCUAUGAAGCACUUGUGUGCUCCCGAUGCGGCGCCGUUUUGAACCCCUACGCCCGCCUCGACUACCAGUCACGCAUCUGGCACUGCCCCUUCUGCUCCCUCCGCAACCCCUUCCCUCGCCCCAUCGCCGACACCAAUCUCCCCGCCGAACUCUUCCCCACAUACAGCACCGUCGAGUACUCUUCACCUUCCUCUUCCUCUCCCUUCCCUCCCGCCUUCCUCUUCCUCGUCGACCUCUCCUCCUCCCCGGAAGACCUCCGUUCCCUCAAGAACCACCUCCUCUUCCUCCUCGACCUCCUCCCCGACAACGCUCUCGUCGCUCUCCUCACCUUCGACUCCAUGGUCUACCUCCACGAUCUUGCUUUCUCCCACUGUUCGAGACUCCUCAUCUUUCAUGGCAAUCGUCAACUCUCCUCCAAUCAGGUACUCUAUCUCUCUCUCUCUCUCUCUCUUCACUUUCGCCAUUUUAAUUCAAUUCAAAUUUCAAUCAAUUAGCGAACAUAUUAUGUAUGCAUGUCAUGUACUCCGUCAUUCCUCAGAUCCGCCACUUGCUCAACAUUAACCGCCCCCACCACCCGCAUCUCGGAGGACAAACACCUCUCGUCCCCAGGCAGGGUUUUCUUCUCCCACUUUCCGAAUGCGAGUUCAGCAUCGCUGCUGCAAUCCAAGACAUCCAUUCUACAUACAACUUCACCCCCGGCACUCGCCCCCCGAGGGCCACUGGUGCUGCAAUCUCUGUUGCCAUUGGACUUUUAGAGUCUUGCCACGUAAACACCGGCUCCAGGAUCAUGCUCUUCACCACUGGACCUGCUACUCUCGGACCCGGCAUCAUUGUACAGUCUGAUCUCCGCCAUUCCAUCAGAACCCACCACCACAUCUUCACUGCCCAAGCAACACACCAUGCUAAAUCCUCCUCUUUCUACACCCAUAUUUCAAAGAGGCUUUCUGACUCCACCGUUGUUCUUGAUCUGUUUGCUUCUUCCCUCGACCAAGUCGGGGCAGCCGAGCUUCGCCAACCUGUUGAGCACUCUGGUGGAUUCAUGAUUCUUGUGGACUCCUUUGAUUCCGACCAAUUCAGGAAAUGUCUCCGCCAUAUAUUUAAACGUGGCCGUGAGGGCCAUUUGAACAUGAACUUUGAUGCAACUAUUGAAAUUGUGACUACUAAGGAUGUGAAAAUCUGUGGAGCUCUUGGUCCUUGUGUGUCUCUUAGAAAAAAGACCAGUUUAGUGAGUGAGACUGAGGUUGGACAAGGUGGUACCUCUGUGUGGAAGUUGAACACCCUCACUGACAAAACUUGUGUCGCUUUUUUCUUCCAAGUGAAUGAUGAACAGAAAAUUCAACCCGGCUCUGCAUUUUUGAUCCAGUUUAUAACACGGUACCGGCAGGGCAACAUGGGACUCAGAAAAAGAGUGACCACUGCUGCAAGACGAUGGGUUGCAAACCAUUCUGCUGAUAUUGCUGCUGGGUUUGAUCAAGAAGCCGCAGCGGCAGUAAUGGCAAGGCUUGCUAUACUCCGCGCAGAGACAUGCUAUCCUCGUGAUGUCAUUAGAUGGCUCGAUGACGCGCUUAUCCGUUUUACUUCUAAGUUUGGGGACUAUGUGCCGGAAGAUCCUUCCUCCUUCCGCCUAUCUUCCAACUUUUCCCUUUAUCCCCAGUUUAUGUUCCACUUGAGACGAUCUCAAUUCAUUGAUGUCUGUAACACUACUCCUGAUGAAACUGCAUUUUUCCGGCUUAUGCUGAACCGUGAGGGAGUAGUAGGUUCUCUUAUAAUGAUUCAACCUACUCUUUUCCAAUAUUCGUUUGAUGGGCCACCUGUUCCAGUACUGCUUGAUAUUCGUUCCAUUUCUCCAGAUUUUAUUUUGCUCUUUGAUUCUUUCUUCCAUGUGGUGAUUCACUAUGGGUCCAAGAUUGCUCAGUGGAGGAAGCUGGGUUAUGAUAAGGACCCUAAUCACGAGAACUUUAGAAAGCUGUUGGAAGCCCCAGAACUGGAUGCAGAGCAAUUGGUAGCCGACCGGCUUCCAGUGCCAAAGAUUGUUAAAUGUGAUCAGCAUAGUAGCCAGGCUAGGUUUCUUCUUGCCAAAUUGAAUCCCUCUGUUACACAAAAUUCAACCUAUACAGAUGGUUCGGAUAUUAUAUUUACCGAUGACUUGAGCUUGCAAGUUUUUCUAGACCAGUUGCAGGUACUGGCAGUGCAAAGCUGAUAAAGAAGAGCAUUAAUUUGGAUUGUUCUCUUUAUUGUGGUCGCGUGAAAAAAUAUUUGAAAUUUGUAAGUAGUUUUCAAAGAAGAGGUUUCAUGUUAUCGGCAGAUAGAGUCUUUUUGUUUACUUUCUGAUUUGUAAAUUGUCUGAUAUAUUACUCUGAUCAGAAUAUGCUCUUGGUAGUUUUGAAGAUAUAGCAUAUGGUUACCCUUACUCUGACUAGAAAUUGUAUUAUCCUCCAGCUUCUUGCCUGUACUGUAAAUAACACUUGAUGUUAUGACUGAUUGAAGCUUUGCUCGGUUUAAUUUGCUUUUGAUUAUGCUUUUCCUUUGUGCUGCGAUUAUUUUCGCUUGGUUGGAAGGGACGAUACGUUUGCCAGGGGUGGGUCAUAAUGGAGUGAAAUGCCUUUACGAACGAUGCCAUCAGCUAUAAUUUCAAACACAUACAGCUUCCACUACCGCUAUCAGGUGAUAUUGACACACACACCCACGCAGACACAUGAUACUGUAAUUAGUUGGGAUUCGGAUCCUCAUGUUCAAAUUUACGGCUUAAGCGAAUUAA
This is a messenger RNA of Abrus precatorius (Indian licorice), 3517 nucleotides long. Its product is annotated as protein transport protein SEC23. The record is from RefSeq and is a predicted model, not a curated record. Lineage: Eukaryota; Viridiplantae; Streptophyta; Magnoliopsida; Fabales; Fabaceae. Gene Ontology annotation, biological process: endoplasmic reticulum to Golgi vesicle-mediated transport; COPII-coated vesicle cargo loading; COPII-coated vesicle budding. Bases 1268 to 2959 code for a protein of 563 amino acids. The transcript has a single exon. Gene Ontology annotation, cellular component: COPII vesicle coat; endoplasmic reticulum exit site. Gene Ontology annotation, molecular function: GTPase activator activity.